GCGCAGAGCGCCGUGUUGGCUGCCGGGAAAAGAUGGCGGCGGUGCUUGCGGCUGCGCUGUGAGAGCUGGCGGAGGCUGCGGGAGAGCGGGGCUCUGGGUUCAUGUCCUUGAGCCCAGGCCCUGAGGUGAGCCUGAGAACUGGCCUGGAGGUGAGCCCAGAGCUGGCCCUGAGGUGACCUUGAGAAUAACUGCAAGGCAGAGGUGCUGCUGAGGAAGGACAGCCCCGUGGUGGGGAAGAGGCCAAGCUGUGAGUGCCCAGCCCCAAGAAGGUGCUGUCUCCAUCCCCUGUGUGCCAGCAGGAUUUCUCCUUCCCAAACCUUGGGUGGAUGGAGGAGGAGGCUGCGAGGAAGAGGAAGAUGCCCCAGGACCCCCAGGCAGGUGAGGAGGAAGUCAGUGCCCCUUUGCCCUGUCUUGUCCUGUAUCUCCCAGCUGAGCAUCGCCCCCGGCUGCAGGACAACCCCGCUGCCGCCGCCGUCCUGCCGGGGCCGGAGUUGGGGGGAUGUCCUUGGCCUUCCCUCUGGGCCGGAAGCAAAUCCCCUCCCUGUCCUUCUUCCUUCCUGCCCCAGGCCCCGAGCUGAGGACGGAGAGCCCGGAGGACAAAUCCCCCCGGCAGAGCCUGGUGGGAGAGGCCGUUUUGAAGGACUCCACGGCGCAGGAAGGCAGCGGGGAGGGAAAGCCACGAAGGUACCCCAGGAGGAGGGUCUCCAAAGCCAGCCCAGAGUGCUCUGAGGAGGAAAGAGCCAGCCUGUGCCGGGAAGGCGGCCAGAGCUUGAGCCGGAGUUCCAAACUGGUGGUCCCUGAGCAGCCUCCCAGCAGGGAGAAGGCCUUCAAGUGCUUAGAAUGUGGGAAGAGCUUCAGCAAGAGAGACCACCUGAUACGACACCAGCACACCCACACUGGGGAAUGGCGCUACAAGUGUGUGGAAUGUGGGAAGAGCUUCAGGGACAGCACCGACCUGAUCCGACACCAGCACAUCCACACUGGGGAGCGACCCUACAUGUGUAGGGAAUGUGGGAAGAGCUUCAGGAUCAACUCCCACCUCCAUGCCCACCAGCGCAUCCACACCGGGGAACGGCCCUACAAGUGCUUGGAAUGUGGGAAGAGGUUUCAGACCAGCUCAGAUGUCCUCAGGCAUGAGCGGACACACACGGAGGAAAGGCCAUUCCACUGCACCAACUGCGGGAAGAGCUUCAACCGCAACUCCACCCUCAUCAGGCACCGACGCAUCCACAGCGGGGAGAGGCCCUACAAGUGUGACGAGUGUGGGAAGAGCUUCACCAGGAGCUCUACCUUGACCUCACACCAACAGACCCAUCAGUAAGGGAAGCCCUGCGAGUGCCCCGACUGCAGGAAGAGUGUCAGCUGCUGUUUCCACCCAGAAUGAACCCCCUGAUGGUGAGGCAGCCCCUGGAGUCCAGUGACUGUCAGUCCAUCCCUUUCUACCACAAAGGGCCAGUCCCUUUCACAGGGGCAGCUUCUUCCAACAGAACCCUUCCUGGGGAUGUGUGUGGAGAUUCCUGCCUUGGCUGGGGACCCCCCCAAGGUCACUCCUGGAGCUUGAGAGCAGAGAUCUCCCCACAAGCGUUGGUCUAGGGGAGUUCCAUACAUCUCUAAUUAAUAAUUAUUACUUUUGUAUCAGCUUUAGUAGAAUUGCUUCAACUGUUGCUUUAGUGUAGAGCGCUGUCUUAUCUCAUCCUGUACUACUGGUUGUUUUAGUGUCUCUGUUGUGCAGUAAAUAAUUCUGAUGAAGAUCUUUUGUCUGAUCAUUUGUAACCCUAAAUAAUUCAUUUCUAUCAAUAGAUCUGAUUUGCCAUCAUUAAAACCUGGGGGACAAAAGU
This is a messenger RNA of Pseudopipra pipra, 1838 nucleotides long. Its product is annotated as gastrula zinc finger protein XlCGF7.1-like. Bases 500 to 1321 code for a protein of 273 amino acids. The record is from RefSeq and is a predicted model, not a curated record. The transcript is spliced from 3 exons. NCBI's taxonomy places the organism in Eukaryota, Metazoa, Chordata, Aves, Passeriformes, Pipridae.